This is a messenger RNA of Aaosphaeria arxii CBS 175.79, 932 nucleotides long. RefSeq lists its product as uncharacterized. Lineage: Eukaryota; Fungi; Ascomycota; Dothideomycetes; Pleosporales. The transcript has 6 exons. The coding region runs from base 1 to 711 and encodes 236 amino acids. The record is from RefSeq and is a predicted model, not a curated record.
AUGAGAGUGCUACCUACACGACAACCACCUAUUACUCCAUACACACUCUGUAGUUACUGCAGUCUACCUGCUAGUAGACUUUCGACCCGCCCAUGGGGGACUUGCGGCGCAGCUUCUCCCCCCGUUUUGCUCGCUCGUUCGUUCGUUUGGCAUCGUAACCUCCCUUCCGCAAGCGCUGAGGGCCUGCUUAAGCGUCGUGACUGGUCUACUAUUAUAAUGGACCUGUUCUCGUCGAGUACCAGCCGUAGCCUGGAACCCGGCCAUAGGGGACUGCUCCUCGCUCUCCGCCUCCACCGCAAGCCCAGCCAGCCAGCCAACCCUCCACCAUCAUCCCUUACUGUAUGUAUACCAAUCGCCGUGUCCUUCUUACGUUGGGCAAUGCAACCAGCAAGAUAUUAUCCCCUCAGGCAUCAUGCAGGAGGCCCCCAAUACACAGUAGUUUUCCAGAGCAGGCCCAAUGCACCCAGCAGAGCAGACCCGAUGCAGCCCCCAGGAUAUCUCAGAGUAAGGCUGACUCCCAUUUCGUCACCUCUUCUCGCUCACACCUCUCUUGGGGCACAAGGUACCGUAUCUUCCGAUCUCCCUCACCCCUGGCGACCACGAGCUAUUGACGGAGAGGCGAGGAAGAUUUUCGAACUCAAGCAAGGUAGACUAUUGGUCGCUGCUAGUCAUCGUACGGCGUACGGAGUAGUGGUGCGUGAGAAGCAAUAGUAGACUGCAGCUUCUACCAGCAGCAAUUCCAAGACAUUAAUUGGCACAGUCGACGGCGAUACAGCGAGCACUAGGCAUUCGACACUGGGAGCUUCCCGGCCGGCCACUACAUCCUACCCACUAUGGGGCAAAAGCAAUAAAGCUCACCGUCGUUCUCCUGUUUCAAGAGGCGCUGGCGCAUUCGCUGCCGUCUAUGCCAAUCUUGAAGAGGUGCAAGAUCG